Durotheca rogersii is the source of this 3174-nucleotide messenger RNA. RefSeq lists its product as uncharacterized. Gene Ontology annotation, molecular function: zinc ion binding; DNA binding; DNA-binding transcription factor activity, RNA polymerase II-specific. Lineage: Eukaryota; Fungi; Ascomycota; Sordariomycetes; Xylariales; Xylariaceae. Gene Ontology annotation, biological process: DNA-templated transcription; regulation of DNA-templated transcription. The record is from RefSeq and is a predicted model, not a curated record. Bases 409 to 2718 code for a protein of 769 amino acids. The transcript has 4 exons.
CCCCUCCAUCCGUCCAUUGAUACGUUCUAUCAGCCCGUCCAUCCCACCGUCCAUCCGCCACCUCUCCAGCGCGACACAACAGUCCCGCGCGGUCCUGCACAAGCCCGCCCGCAAGGCUCUCUCUAGCUUUCUACUCGCCCAUAUCCUCUCCCGUUGGCGUGUCCUCGUCGCUCGGUCCCGAAAUUCGCGCAUCAACACCACCGUUUCUUGGCCUGCUUGCCAAUCAUCGCAUCGUCCGGCCCGCGAUAGCUUGUCGUCUCAUGUGCGAGAUUGAAUAAACUCAUUUCCGGUUACCGAGCUGAGAUUUAGCCAGUCGCUAACUAGACCUCGGCCAACGUCCCCCCGACGCGCAUGCCAACAGUGCACAGAGCCAUACAGUUCGGGACCGAUUGAAACCGCUCACCCGCCAUGCCCCCGACCCCAGAGUCCCAAAAUGGCGAUGCGCCGGCGUAUCAGGACACGACACCUACCGGGUCGGCUAGCUAUGCGCCGCAUAACUCGGACCCUUCCAUGGUCAAGGUCACGCGGGGCCACAGCUGCGUACUGUGCCAGCAACGCAAGGUGCGCUGCGACAAGAGCAAGCCCUGUUCCAAUUGUGUAAAGGCUGGUGUCGAUUGCCGUAUCGUACCACCUCAGCCGCCCAGGCGGCGCAAGAGGCACGUCCCGGAACGCGAUCUAAUGGAACGCCUGCGGAAGUACGAGGCUCUCCUGUCCCAGAAUGGCAUCCAGUUCGACUCCCUCGGCCCGGACGUCAAGAUUAUCGACCCCGGCUCCGCCGAGGACGGCGACGAGCUGGAGCCGGACUUUAUAAAGCGGAAAAGCAAGGAGUCCUCGGUCGUAGACCCCGAUCUCAUUUCCUCGACCGGCGAGACUCCCACCGUUCCUAGGACUUUCAAGUGGUUUCCUGUUCAAAGGGAGUUCCAAACGACGCAAGAUAUCCACAGAGACUCGUCCGACGAGGAAGACACCGGGUCGACCAUCAACCAAGCGUACGACCAGAUGUUUGAGAACCCCAGCGGGUUCCCCUUCAUGGUCGGCGGCCAGUUUGAGAGCGUUACGGAUCAACACCCGCCCCCCGUGCAGAUUUUUGCCCUGUGGCAGAUCUAUCUCGACAACGUCGACCCACUUCUCAAGCUGACCCAUACGCCCACCCUGCAGACACACAUCCUCGAUGCGAGGACACGCCUGGACAAAGUGUCCCGCAGCCUCGAGGCCCUGAUGUUUUCAAUUUACCUCAUGGCCAUUACGAGCAUCGACGAAGAGAGAUGCCAGCUCUCGUUCAAUGAGUCGAGAAUGGUAUUGCUGGAAAAGUAUCGCCAGGCCACCCAACAGGCUCUCCUGAAUUCGGGGUUCAUGCGACACCCAGACAUAACCCUACUGCAGGCUUACCUAUUAUACCUCUUGGGUAUCCGGCAUUUCUCGGAUCCUCGGUCUCUGUUCUGCUUGACGGGAAUAGGCGUGCGCCAAGCCCAGCGGAUGGGCCUGCACCGCGACGGCGCGCCAUUCCAUCUAUCGCCAUUCGAGGUCGAAGAGAGGAGACGGUUGUGGUGGAACCUGGCCGGCUUCGACCGACGAAUCGGCGAGUUAUGCGGCGCGAAUAUCACGGCAAUAUCGAAUGGCUAUAGUUGCAAGCUGCCGCUCAACAUCAACGACAACGACCUGCAUCUCCAUGCCAAGGAGCCGCCGCCGUCACAUUCGGGCGCGACCGAGAUGAUUUUUUCGCUCACGCGCCUCGAGUUUUCCAGAGCGCCGGGGAUCGACAAGAUGAGAACUCGCGCAUCCGAAUCGAACCCGCAGGGCGUCGGGAGCGUCGCCGACCAUCGAGCCCCGAGCUAUAUCGAGAGGCUCUCUGCUCACCUCAACGAGACCUAUCUGAGAUUCUGCGACCCGGAAUUUCCUCUUCAUCUGAUGACUCGUCUCAUGACCCAGGCAAACAUUUGCAAGAUGAAGAUCACGGCGGGCUUCUUCCAUUCCGCUCUGAUCCAACCCGCUACCCUGCCAGCAGCCGAGAAAGAGGAGCUCGUGAAUCACGCUAUCAACAUGAUCGAAUGCGAUAGCAUGAUGCAAGCUAGUCCGAAGCUGAAGGGCUUUCUUUGGUAUACGCAGAUGCAUUUCCCAUUCCUGGCAUAUAUUUAUCUGCUCCACGACCUGCACACCCGCACCACUGGCGACCUAUGCGAGCGCGCAUGGGCCACCAUCAUCGACCACGGUGACAAGAGAAAGAUGACGACUCACAUGCGUAGUCCGAUGCAUCUUUCCUUCAGCCCCCUUUUCGUGAAGGCGUGGGAUGCGCAUGCGGCAGCGGAAUCCGCUCUCGGACGUACCCUCGUGGCACCGCACCUCAUCACCCACAUGAGGCAGGUCGCGGCUCACCUGCCCAAGACGGGCAGGAAAAGAGCGCCGAUGCCGACGCCCUCGCCCAAGAUGCCCGUAAUCAGCGGCGCCUACGGCAUGGCGUCGCAGGCGCCGCCGGUGCAACCACAAGAUAUGCCGAGUAUGGUUCCUAUGUAUCCCGAACAGGACAUGUAUCACCUGUCGCAGGUUGAUAUAAAUAGGCAGCUUGCCACGGCGUUCCCGUACGUCAACUUCGGCGGUACCGAGAUGGACACGAACUUCUUCAUACAGGAGAUGGUGGGGUUCAUACCGCAACCGCCCCAGCCGAUGGGCAUGUAUCCGAACCCGCUGGACAUGGGACAACAUACUGUUACCUGGCAGUGACUGCCCGCCGCGGCGUGCUACCCUCGAGCAACCUAUAAUAUGACGAGCGGAGGGGAUAUUAUACGAGUGAUGUUAUAUGUUUCUGACCUAGAAGUCGUAUAUGGCACAUACCCGGCCGAUUCCUUCUUCCCCUUUUGGGGGGUUCCGCUUGCGGCACCGGAGGACGGCCUUGCCAAACACCCUAAUAACAGAGGGGAUCUUAUAUACGCGCGUGUUCUCUCCAGAGGGAAUCCGUAAGAUUAAAAAUAAUAAGGAGCCCGAAUUCGCUGUAAAUUCGCUGUAAUAUUGGCCUACGUAUUCCUCCCAACUAUUUUAACCGAUAUCCUGACGCACACCUAGUCGUCCUAUAGUCGCAUUAGGUAUUUGAGAAUUGUUAUACCUGUCACGUGACCGUAUUUUCCACGUCAUUGUACUUCCCGAUAUGUGUAUUGUUCUUCACCUCUUCUUCGCUGUCGG